Messenger RNA from Sungouiella intermedia, 1320 nucleotides. NCBI's taxonomy places the organism in Eukaryota, Fungi, Ascomycota, Pichiomycetes, Serinales, Metschnikowiaceae. The record is from the annotation of a GenBank genome assembly.
AUGGCUGUGUCUAAAGUUUUUGCUCGUUACGUCUACGACUCCAGAGGAAACCCUACCGUUGAGGUGGAUCUUACCACCGACAAGGGUUUGUUCAGAUCCAUUGUUCCAUCUGGUGCUUCCACUGGUAUCCACGAGGCUUUGGAAUUGAGAGAUGGUGACAAGUCCAAAUGGUUGGGUAAGGGUGUCUUGAAGGCUGUUGCCAACGUCAACGAAAUCAUUGCUCCAGCUUUCGUCAAGGCUAACUUGGACGUCACCAACCAGGAUGCUGUCGAUGAGUUUUUGAACUCCUUGGACGGUACCCCAAACAAGUCUAAGUUGGGUGCUAACGCCAUCUUGGGUGUCUCUUUGGCUGCUGCCAAGGCUGCUGCCGCCGAGAAGGGUGUCCCAUUGUACGAGCACCUUGCUGCCAUCUCUGGUGCCAAGUCUGACAAGUUCGUCUUGCCAGUUCCAUUCCAGAACGUCUUGAACGGUGGUUCCCACGCUGGUGGUGCUCUUGCCUUCCAGGAGUUCAUGAUUGUGCCAACUGGUGCUCCAACCUUCGCCGAGGCCUUGAGAAUCGGUUCUGAGGUCUACCACAACUUGAAGUCUUUGACCAAGAAGAGAUACGGUCAGUCUGCUGGUAACGUCGGUGACGAGGGUGGUGUUGCCCCAGACAUUGGCUCUCCAAAGGAGGCCUUGGACUUGAUUGUCGAGGCCAUUGCCCAGGCUGGUUACACUGGUAAGGUCGGUAUUGCCUUGGACGUUGCUUCCUCCGAGUUCUACAAGGAUGGUAAGUACGACUUGGACUUCAAGAACCCAGAGUCUGACGAGUCCAAGUGGUUGUCCGGUGAGCAAUUGGCUUCUUUGUACGAGGAGUUGAUCGACGCCUACCCAAUUGUCUCCAUUGAGGACCCAUUCGCUGAGGACGACUGGGAUGCUUGGGUUCACUUCUACUCCAAGGUUUCUUCCAAGAUCCAGAUCGUUGGUGAUGACUUGACUGUCACCAACCCAUUGAGAAUCAAGACCGCCAUCGAGAAGAAGGCUGCUAACGCUUUGUUGUUGAAGGUCAACCAGAUUGGUUCUUUGUCCGAGUCUAUCAAGGCUGCCAACGACUCUUACGCUGCUGGUUGGGGUGUCAUGGUUUCCCACAGAUCCGGUGAGACCGAGGACACCUUCAUUGCUGACUUGUCUGUUGGUUUGAGAUCUGGCCAGAUCAAGACUGGUGCUCCUGCCAGAUCCGAGAGAUUGGCCAAGCUCAACCAGAUCUUGAGAAUCGAGGAGGAGUUGGGUGACAAGGCUAUCUACGCCGGUAAGGACUUCCACUCUGCUCACACUUUGUAA